Molecule: messenger RNA, 828 nt
Organism: Mercurialis annua (annual mercury)
Lineage: Eukaryota; Viridiplantae; Streptophyta; Magnoliopsida; Malpighiales; Euphorbiaceae
Product: sulfated surface glycoprotein 185-like
Exons: 2
Coding region: 1-828 (275 amino acids)
Source: RefSeq, a predicted model, not a curated record
AUGACUACUUAUCAGCAAAGGAAUAGGGUAAAAGAGGAAUAUUCUCCCAUGAAUCUAUAUGUAAUCAGUGUCAAGAGUACGAAAUGGAAGCAUAUAAUGCUGAGCCGCGUGCACAUAGCUUUUCAUUUUCAGAAGAAGAAAAAUACCGAGUCCAGAGAAAUGAAAAUGAAGAGUGAUUCAGUGUUAUGCAUCGUAAUGAUGCUAAUGCUUGUUUUUGUUAAAGCUCAAAGUAGUUGCUAUUGUCAUGUUGAGUGUGCUCGCGGAUCUCAUGAAGAAAAAAGGUAUUUUGAUGCUGGAGGUGGUAAUACACAAUGCAAUUGCAUUUGUGUUCCUGAUACUGAUCAUUCACCACCACCAGAACAUAAACCGCCGCCGGCGAAUCCACCACCGUCCCAUAAAAACCCACCAACACCACCAGAUGCACCACAAAAACCUAAGAACCCACCACCAGCUGUACCACAAAACCCUAAGAAUCCACCACCAGCUGCACCACAAAACCCUAAAAAGCCACCACCGGCUGAUAAGUGCAAAUGCGCGCCACAGAAACCACCGAGCGUUGAUCCAGGUUCACCAUCUCAGCCGAUCCCACCAUCAACACAGCCACCACCGUCCGGUAAUCAUAAUUAUUUUAUGGUUAACUACGACACCUGCAUGGCGGCUAAUCUGAAUUUGGGUCCAUGCAUGAGAAUGAUUUAUGAAGACAAUUAUUUGCUGUUCGAUUGUUGCAGUGUGUUCGUGGAAAGCGAGGCUUGCUACAUGUUUCAGAGGAGAUUCAUGCUUUCUGAUUUUGUGAAUGGCAAAUGCAACACUUAUCUUGGCAUUCCAUAG